Messenger RNA from Misgurnus anguillicaudatus (oriental weatherfish), 945 nucleotides. RefSeq names its product olfactory receptor 52Z1P-like. Gene Ontology annotation, biological process: detection of chemical stimulus involved in sensory perception of smell; G protein-coupled receptor signaling pathway. Gene Ontology annotation, molecular function: G protein-coupled receptor activity; olfactory receptor activity; odorant binding. NCBI's taxonomy places the organism in Eukaryota, Metazoa, Chordata, Actinopteri, Cypriniformes, Cobitidae. Gene Ontology annotation, cellular component: membrane. The record is from RefSeq and is a predicted model, not a curated record.
AUGUCUUCAACAAGCAACCUGUACAAUGUAUCAUCUCAGCUUUCUCUUGAAGGCUAUGAUCUUCCCUCUGAUAGGGCCAUCAUUGCAUUUGUAUUUGCAGCUCUGAAUUACAUGAUCAUAUUGUUUUGCAACUCUUUUCUCUUGUUUACUAUCAUACACAACAAGGCUCUGCAUCAUCCCAUGCACAUCUUGCUGAUAAAUUUGCCAAUCAAUGACCUUGUAGGUGCCACAGCCCUGUUCCCACAUAUCAUGAAGGAGCUUCUCUUUGACACCCGGACCAUAUCGUUCUCUGCCUGCAUUUCCCAAGCUUUCUUUAUACACGUGUAUGCAUUGGCUGCUGUGUUCAUUCUGACAGCUAUGGCGUACGACAGAUACAUCGCCAUCUGCCAGCCCAUGAGAUACAAUAUUAUUAUGAACAAUAGUCAUCUCAUAAAAAUCAUCUCAUUGGUUUGGCUAUCAAACUGGGCACUAAUGAUUGUUCUUUUCAUAUUGCUGUUGCGUUUGCCCCGAUGCAGGUCUUACCUCUCUAAUACCUACUGCGAUAACCCCUCCUUGCUGCAGCUGGUCUGCGCAGACACGACCAUUAAUAAUAUUUAUGGACUCAUAAUCACAGCUAUCUGUCAGGUAGUGACAGUAGCUUUGAUAUUGUUCACAUACCUGCAAAUCCUUAUAGCGUGUUUCAGAAACAAAAGCUCUGACACGAGGAGUAAAGCUUUGCAGACGUGUGGUACGCAUCUUAUCAUCUUCCUAUUGUUUGAGUGUUUGGGCCUUUUUACAAUUAUCUCAUACAGGAUUAAGGAUAUUUCUCCUCACUUAAGAAAAUUCAGUGGAGUGUCUGCUAUGAUAAUACCGCCGACACUGAAUCCUAUUAUAUAUGGACUGAAAACCAAAGAAAUCAGGGUCAGUGCGUUAAAACUGUUUCAGCGAAAGAUUUAUGCAUCAUGA